AUGGAGACAUCUUUCGAAUACAACAAUUACCCAUCCUUCCAUGGAUCAUCAUAUUACUCGGGUCCCGGCGGCGCCGCAGCAGUGCUUCCCCCUCAUGCGCAACAAUCUCAACAGACCGCACCCGCCACAACGUUUUCGCGACACAAUUCCACCGAAAUGGUGCCCGGCGAUGAUCCUCUGGGACAGUACAUAUUCUCAGAGUUUAUAGAGGAUCCAUUGGCCGUCACCCAGCGGUCGACGCGGAGUAGCAGUGAAGAGAAGGACGCGAUAACGCCCGCGCAGAGCCGGCGGAAGGCUCAGAAUAGAGCCGCUCAACGCGCCUUCCGAGAACGCAAAGAACGUCGCGUCCGAGAACUAGAGCAGAAACUAACCGACCUCCAAGCCCAAUCCAUGACCCUUCACGCCGACAACGAACGCCUGAAACGAGAGUUAGCAAAAGUCGCUACCGAAAACGAAAUACUCCGCGCCACAUCGUCAAGCGGCGAGAACAUUAGUGCUGGUAGCUCUCCACGUGGAGACGAGGAAGAUAAAGAAAAAGCAUCAUCAUCAACAUCAACAUCAACAACAAUAAACGGACCCAAGAAAUGGGUCUCGCUAGACGUCCGCAAGAAAUACGUAGCAGAUUUCAAGACGGGCAAUUUACCGCAUCGAAUUGUCCUCAGUGCGGAGACUGGGGAGAAAUUAUUAGAUACAAAAGCGACGUGGGAUCUUAUACAGAGUCAUCCGUUGUUUCAAAAGGGAUUGGUUGAUAUAGGCGAUGUCUGUGAACGAUUAAAAACCAUUACGAAAUGUGAUGGGCAAGGACCGGCGUUUGAGGAGGGGAGGGUUAAGAAGAUUAUUGAAGAGAGUGUGGCGUGUGGGAAUGAUGAGUUGAUAUAA
Molecule: messenger RNA, 879 nt
Organism: Talaromyces marneffei
Lineage: Eukaryota; Fungi; Ascomycota; Eurotiomycetes; Eurotiales; Trichocomaceae
Exons: 2
Coding region: 1-879 (292 amino acids)
Cellular component (GO): RNA polymerase II transcription regulator complex
Molecular function (GO): transcription cis-regulatory region binding; DNA-binding transcription activator activity, RNA polymerase II-specific
Source: RefSeq, a predicted model, not a curated record